UUGAUGUUUUUCCGUUUCUGCAUUUACUCCCUUCCUACCUAGGACUCAGCAUCAUCGAUCAGCAUGAGUAUCUACCUGGUCAAUGUCAAUCACCACCACGUUACAAAUAGUGCUAUUGUACCUCUUCUUCUUCUUCUUCUGCACCUUGCACAGGAAAAUGGAGGCUCACGCUACUUCAUUGGUAUCCAAAGCCAGAACCGCAUUCCAUUCCGCAGCUGCAAAAGCGGAGCGGGUUCUCAUGGACUUCAAAUCCGAUUUAGGUGAAGAUUCUGACAAGCAAUCACGCCACCAGUCAGGGAGGCUGCAGGGAGAUGACUCUGCUCAGAAGAAUGAGAUGGAGUCAAAGCUUUUCAAUGAUCUGAAGCAUAUAAAGUGGAGACCACUACAUAUAGGAAAGAAGCAGGAUUGGCAAGAUAGAAUUAAAAACUUUCGGAAAGGGAGAAAAGAAAUCGAAGAUACAGAUAAAGUUGGAGAUGCAAACAUUACUGCUGAUGCAUUAUAUGAUGAAGAUUGGUCCAUCGUCAAUGUGAGAAAUGAUCUUAAUGCCAAGGCGUCAGAAGCUAUUCUUCCAGAAUUGAGACGGUCAGGGCUGGCCGGAACAGAAGCAAUUCCAUCGGUUGAAGGCUUAACUGUGGCGACUGAAGACCCUAUUCCUCCAUCAUCUGUCCUGAAGCAAUUGGCUUUAGCUGUUGAGGCUGGACGGAAAACACAUUCAAUGAAGGAUUUUGUAGCUUCAUCCGGAGGUUCUUCCCCUGCCUUAGAGAGGGAAGGCUUAAGUCUCUCUGCAAUAAAGGCUUUAGUGUUACGUGAAAAGGAGGAAAAACUCUCCUCUGAGUUUUGUAGCAAUGAGAAAGUUGUGUAUUUGAUUAAUUCUCUGUUUAAUCCAGAGGGAGAGUUCCUUAGAAGGAAGAUCAACUCUGACCCAGAAGAAAUUGCUUUAACAUCUUUGCCAAGAGAUAUUCACAGUGCUCCUCCUGAAAGCCUAGUUGUUAAACUGGCUGAAGUAAUUGGAAACUUCAAGACUGUUCGAAAAAUGGCUCUUUUUUGGUGCAGUGUUGUUACUGAACUGAGAAAACUUUGGUCUGAAGACAAACAUUUACCUGGAGUCCCCCCAGAUGAUGUUCCAGAUCUGAAGUCAUGCCUUCUGUAUCAACAGUUUCAAGUAAUUAAUUGCUGCAUCUCUCGGAAAAGGCGCCAUAUUAUUGCCACCGAAGCCGUAGACUCUAUGGUGAUGGAAGCCAAUUCAAAUACAUUAAAAUCAGGAAACCACAGUGACAGAACUUCUGCUACUCCUGUAUUAUAUGCUAGGAUCAGUACUGGAGAGCUUGUUCUUCGACUUGGUGCUCUUUGCCCAUCUGGAGAUCUAACAUUAUUGGAAACCGGCGAGCCUAUGUACACUCCUAUCACGCAGGAGGGAGCCUUGCUUACAGAAGAUUUGAUCAAAGAGACAGAGGAGUUUGUGCUUCGGACAGGGAGUGUUGGUGCUGGGUGCUCUCAGCUUCUCUCUGAUAUGCAAGCUUUCAAGGCUGCAAAUCCAGGUUGUAUUUUGGAAGAUUUUGUGAGAUGGUACUCUCCUCCUGAUUGGACUGAAAAUGAGGCAAGUACUGAGGAAACUGAGUGUUCUGAUGGUGGUGAGUCAUUGCCUACCAAAGGUCAGCUAAGUCAGCGAAUGCAGAAAGAAGGUAAUUUGUGGCGUGAAUUGUGGGAAACAUCUAAACCAGUACCAGCUGCAAAACAAACACCUCUCUUUGAUGAGGAUUUGGUGGUGAAGGGCAUCCUUGAUGCACUUGAGGAAAUCCAGCCUUCUGAACUCUUUGGACAGCUCUUUGUUUCUCUUCUUGGUUUAGGAUUUAUAAUUGCCGAACCUGUGCUGUCUGGUAAUGUUGACUUCUCCAAGAUGUUUAAUGACUACAAGGAGUAUGUAGCAGCCACUUGUCAAAGCAGCAGAUUCAAUGAGGAAGUUGAUGAACUUGUUAAGGUAUAUGAAAUGGUGGAGACAAUGUUGCUGAAUCCUAAGGAGGCACUGAAGAUGAUGAAGCAAACAGAAGAAUCAACUGUGACUACUGGUGAGCCGACACGCAGGUUCAAGAAGCUUAGUCAAAUCUUUGGUGGCAAAGAUAAACUGCUGACAAGGCCUGUCUCGCAAGAUGUAAACAAAGAAGAAAAAUGCAUUCGACAAUCUUUUUCAAGUUUCUUUGAGAGGAACUCAUCUUUGCUUUCAAAGAAGUGUCCCAAACCUGGAUACCAGUCCCCUGUUGAGACACUUCCCUCUCCAGAAAGCGAUUGGACGUUUGUUUAAACUUUAAAACAAACUAUAGCUUCACCUGUGUAGAUGAACAACAUUUUUUCUUUAUAUUUUCUUAUUUCCUAAUGUAUUUAACAUCAUAUAAAUGAUAUAAAUGAUAUUUAGGUGAUUUUUAUGUUGUUGAAAAGAUAGAACAAUUGUUCACAA
Molecule: messenger RNA, 2452 nt
Organism: Lotus japonicus
Lineage: Eukaryota; Viridiplantae; Streptophyta; Magnoliopsida; Fabales; Fabaceae
Exons: 14
Coding region: 83-2299 (738 amino acids)
Biological process (GO): positive regulation of GTPase activity
Molecular function (GO): GTPase activator activity
Source: RefSeq, a predicted model, not a curated record